Molecule: messenger RNA, 1863 nt
Organism: Symbiodinium sp. CCMP2456
Lineage: Eukaryota; Dinophyceae; Suessiales; Symbiodiniaceae
Source: the annotation of a GenBank genome assembly
AUGGAUGAAGCCCCCAAGUUGGGAGUGUACAUCGGGUCUGCCAGAGAUGUGACUUGUCCUGGAGACCAUGUCACGUACGAGUUUGUCCUUUACGACACUCGUAGAUGUACCUUGGAGUGCAUUCCGCAGCUGAACUUCUUCGAGGGCGGUCAACCGCCAUGGCGGUGUGAAGGCAACUACGAGGUGGAGGAUGGCGAGAUUGUCAUGGAAGUCACCAAGCAAGACGUGAGAGGACCGCGCCGUGACACCGAUGUGCGGCUGGAAAUGCCUGCCGGGUCCAGCGGCAGUGAGUUCCUUUUCAGAAAUUCUCGUCUUGGUUGGGUCGGCCCUCCUCCUGCCCUGCCAUCGCAGGAUCCUGUGAAACUCAAGAAGGCGCAGCUGCAGAAGGAGGAGGAGGAGGCAGCAAAACGAAAGACGGAGCUCGAAGCGCAACGCGAGGAGCUGGAUCGGGAGCGGUUGAGACAAGAAGAGCAGGCUAACCGGGAGAAGGCACAUUCGGGCUAUGGAUGUGGCAUGAUGCGGCUUGCUGCCGGAUGUGGCCAAGCUUGCGGCAGGUGCAGCUGGAACAGCUGCGGGAGGACUGCUUUGGCUGCAAGUGGCAUUUGUGCACGGCUGCAUCGUUGUGGCCUCGCCGGUUUGGACGAGGAGCUCCGGCAACAGCAGGCCGCUCAGGAGGCCCGGUCUCGGGACUGUACGGCCACUGCCUUUGCCAGCAAGAGCCCGGGACAGCCCCCGAAAGAUGGCGCCUCGCAGGCAGAAGCCGCACAGAGACGGGAGGAGUUAGAGAGGCAGAAGGAAGAGUUGCGGCGAAUGGAAGAGGCAAGAUGGGGGAAGCUUUGGGUGGUGCGGUCUGUUGGGGCAAGUAUCGAUGCACUGCAUGGAGGAGAAGCAAGCAUUGCUGGCAAAACGCUCGGUGGAGGAGACUCAGAAGCUGGAUCUUCGUUCGGCAUCAUAUCAUGCGGUCUCGACACUGGAUCCUGCCUGGAGGAGCAGCAACGCAGAGAAGAUUCAGAGCGCGAGUCGCAGCGUGUUCAGGAGGAGCUGCGACGGCAGCGCGAGGAGUUGAAGGCGCUGGAGGAGGAACGCCAGGAGUUGGCGCAGCGAGAAGAGCAAGAGAUGCAGCGUCGGAAGCAGGAAGGGGAGCAGGAGACCCAGCGCCUCGCGGCAGAGGCUGAGAAGCAGCGCGCAGAGCUACAGCGUCGGCGAGAGGAGCUGCAAGCGGUUGAGGCCGCGAGGGAAGAGGCACUGGCGAAGAAGAUGGAGGAGGAGCAGCGUUUCUCCGCAGAGCUACAGAGAUGGGCAGAGCAGCAGCAGGAGGCCCUUCGCCAGCAGCGCGAAGAGCUCCGAGCCUUGGAGGCCGAAAGAGAGGAGAUCCUGCACAGGAAGCUGGAAGAGCAGCAAAAGCUUCGCGAGGACGAAGAGGCCGAGGCUCAGCGAGCUGCUGAGGCACGACGACAGCGUGCUGCCGAAGCCGCCUCAGCGGAAGCGGAGAUCCAGCGAAAGCGUGAAGAGCUGGAGGCACUCGAGGCAGAGACAGACUCCGCCAGGAGGCAAAAGGAGGACGAAGAGCGGCGUCUUGAACAGGAGCAGGCAGCAAACAGGUGCAAGUCUCCGGUUAGCAGACACAGAAACAUGAUUUCCAGGCUGGUCUGCCUUAAUCUCUUGGCGGUCAGGACGAGAAGUGAGAGAUGGCAUCUGUUCUCCGAAGCCACUCCUGAUCAACAUUGGAAGCCCGGAAUGCUCUUGCCCGAUCACAUCCUAGAUCUAGACCGCACUAGACCUGGACGGUCGCAUGUCCCUCAGACUCUGACGUUUCUUGAGUCUAUUAGCCAUGCAUGCGCAACUUGUCAUAAGCAGUCGUAG